This is a messenger RNA of Effrenium voratum, 8004 nucleotides long. The record is from the annotation of a GenBank genome assembly. NCBI's taxonomy places the organism in Eukaryota, Dinophyceae, Suessiales, Symbiodiniaceae.
AUGGGCGUCGUCCUGCUCGCCGAGCUCAGCUCUGCUAUAAGAGCACGCCAGCUGCACAUCGACGGCGUCGCAGCAAAUGCGGCCACGGCAGAUGGUGGCGCCCUCGACCGCCGCGCCGGAGUUGCACCUCACAACGUGACCUUCGAACAAUGGAGCACACCCAACGCCGUCUACAUCAAGUUCACUGACAUUGCUGCCUUCCAGGACAAGUUCUACAUCGGCAGCACCCACAGCGAUGUCGCCGGACGCGAGCACACCCGUUACCGAAAGCUUCUACAGUCACGCAUCGCCACUUGGACCUUCCUCACCGACCUCAGCAGCAACACCCUCCGCUCUUUUGAGGACAUGAAGUCCAUCUACAAGGAGUUUCACCACGCCGUUCAUCAGCGAAACUCCCAUGUCUCGGAGUUCCUGCAUAAUCACCGAACAACACAGAACGACUGGGCGCAGCAUGUCCCACCCGUGUGCGCCUGUCACACGCUGGCAACACGAGCAACUGGUGAACACGCCCAUCUUGUCGACGGACACCUGGCUUGCCCUGCCUCUCACCUCAAUCUUCCUCCCCACCUUCACAUCAUCGCGGACGGCAACAGCAGGAACGCCUUCUACCCCUCCAAGCAGAAGUACGUUCUCGCCUAUGUCACGGCCUUUAACCGUUGGUGCACCCACCACCACUUACCGCACGUGCACCAGCAGUGGUUGGAGGACCACGCAUCCCUCCACUGGAAUACGCACAAACAGUGCGGCAAGGCAGUGUUUGACGCUAGCGCCCUUCACGCCUUGAAGGAGUGCACCGGGAACUUGGUCUGGCAUUGUGAGGACCACGCGGCUCACCGUUUGAUGGUGUUUUGCCCGAUCCAGUACUAUCGCAUGCUGGACAACACAUGGUGCAAUUCAGACAUUUUCGAAGAAAUGGUGGGCAUCAACCCCUUGCAGCACCACGACGACAAGGUCCAUGCCAUUCGCCGCUCUCUUCCACGGUACGAUUGGGCCUUUCACGACUAUGGUCGCGUUCCUACAGCCUAUCUUGUGCCGAAGCGCAAGAAACAGUUCUCUGCUGGCCGCCCCAUCAUUUCAUUCGCCGGCUGCUUCACCAGAAAGCUGUUCUCUGCCACGGCCUUCUUGCUGCAUCAACUUGUGGCCGUGGCGUUUCCCCGAUCCCGCCAGCAUCACGACGUGUGGCAACUCCUUACAGCGAUUCAACGCUUCUUCCGUGACAACGAGAGCACAACGCACUUCCUCAUCUACAACCAAGACCUUGAGGGCUUCUUCACUUCCCUUCCUGUCACCGUCGUCGUGCUCCUCUCCACGAACACCGAGUAUGGCUGGAGGACGAAGUCGAAGGCAAACCUUGGCGGCCUUGGCGAGGAUGAGGUGGACAGCUUGCGACUGCUCCGACUGCGCUGCGGCAAGAAGCGCAAGGGCCAAGCUGGCCCCCUGACGCCAGAGGAGUACUGCGCGCACUGCGCGGAAACUGUGUCUGAAGACGACGAUGAGUCUACUGAUGGCAGCAACUUGGAUCUCGAAGCUUCUGAAGCCCGGGCCCAGACUCAGACGCCAGGGCCGCCAGGGCGCAGAACAGAGCUACAGGCCGGCCAGGGCCAGGGUGCCUGGCUGCGGUGCUCACAGCAAGCAUUGCCCAAGAGUGCAACGAGCAGCGAGCCUGAGGAAGAACUCGAAGUGCCACUGUGGCUGGCCUUUCGCUUCAAUGAUAGGCAUCGCUUCCGAUCAUUCGAGCCACGCUCUGUCAAUGCUUUCCGUCAACAGCGUAACCGCCGGGACGCGGAGCCUACAGUGGUGGCCCGCAGUGUGCUGGCCACUGCUGCAAAAGCCGCUCAGAGCGGCGGCGUUGCAGAAGGCCCGCAGCAUGUGAAGUGGUCAGCCUGCGGCGGAUGCAUGGGCACAGUGUUGGAAUCCAUGUGGCGCAAUGUGCUGCACAUAGUGGGCAACAACUAUGCCCAAGAUGCGCUGCUGAACGCGUUGAGGAUGCUGGAUGUUGGAGAGGCAAACUUUUCCUACCUGAAAGGCAUUGUGGAGGACAAGGUCGUGGCCAUCUUCGAGGAGCAAUGCGACAUGCUGGAGCGGGUUCUGACUGCCUUCAACGCGGCUGUGGUCGCCAUAACCACAGAUCGAGGACUGACCCGGCAGGUAGAGGGUGUGCGCAAAGAUUUGCAGGCAAAGGCGAGACAAUGUGCUGUAAGUGCGCUGACGCAAUGGCGCAACAUGAGUGAUGCGCAGCGAGGCUGCGCGCACAAGAUUGCAGUGAAAUUCUGCAAGGAAGGCCCUUUGCGACAGGCCCUGGUGCAGUUUGUGAGGGGGCAGCCCUUGGUUGGGCUGCCGCAGCUUCGCUUGGAGGUUUUCAGGCUGGCCCUUGUCAACUUGUGCGAGAUGUCUGUGGAAAGGAUGCACGCAGUCACGCAGUCAGUCUUGCGGUCUGGCAGCGCGCAUUCCAGCAUGCCCACAUUGUCGCUCGGCAAUCGUUGGAAUGAAUUUUUGAGUGCUGUGCAGCAGCCUGGUCAGUUUGCGUGGAUGGCUGCGGCCUGCCAGCAAAGCUACCACCCCUUGAGGGCAGCACCUGUGUUCGGUAUUGUUGAGCAUCCAUCGCUGGGGCCUCGCCGCGUGGCUGAGUGUCAAGGAAACCCUUCGCUGCUAAGAUUGCUAGGCAGCACCAUGAAAUACAGCAAGACUGUCAAAAACAUUGUCUAUCGCACAGACAGCGCGUUGCAGCACAUGGACCUGAGCCAGGCCUUUCCGCCGCAGCAGAAGCAGUCUAAGAUCACCGCGCUUGCGCUUCACGGCACAACUGCAGUUCUUCACACGGAUCUUUUGGACAAGGAAGAGAUGGACUUGCUGAAGGACAACCCGAAGAUGCUGAGACUGGAGUUGCAUGCCAACCCGAGGUCAGGAUUUCAAUUGACUUCCUGGGCGGUCCAGAAUAUGAAGUUUGCGAGGGCAUUGAAGAACCCAGCUUUUGUCCUCCUUUCAGACCAGGACAGUCCUGCUGCGGAACGCUGUGUCUACACCCUUCUCACCCAGCUGUUCAAAGCAGCUCUGGAGGUUGCUCCAAAGGCAGACGCCAAAAGGUUGGAAGCGCUUCCAAUACCUGCUGGCGAGAUCCCUCAGACCAGCCGCAAGAUUUACCUGGUGCAGGGGGCAGCGAGCAUUGGCAAGCAGUACAUUCUUUGCUGCUGGGAGCUCACAACCGAAAGAGAUUUCAGGGCAUUUUUGCGGCAGCAUGAAGUCAAGAUGUUCAAGCAUUGCCAGCCUGAGGCUUAUUACAAGUUGAUCUUGUCCAGAAAGCCUGCGAAGCUUCAGGCGUUCGAUUUCGAGCAUGACAUGGGCGCUGCAAGCAGCAGCCAAAAGGAGGAAGCUCUACAGGAGCAGCGCCAUGAGGCUGUGCAGCGCAUGAAGUGGUGGAUCAUUAGAGGCCUUGAGGAGUCCUGUCGAAGCCAUUCUGCUCACCAAGAGAUCAAGAAGCAGGUUCAGAAGGCGCCGCUGAGCGCUUUGCCUUCAGACCAGGAGCUGGACGCGCAAAUGCCGCCAGCAGAAAGAGCUCUAACUGACGACGAAGGGAAGAAGCCAAGGCUCCUCAGAUUCAGAUUCCUCGUCUUCAUCUUCCAGUUCUUGAUCGUCUUCCAACAAAGACAAAGGGCAGCGGGCAGUGACCACGAGCAGAAGGCCAGGGCCCGGGCUGACAACAAGAAGAAGAAUGAGAAUGAGAACGCCCGGCCGGAGAUCACAAGUUCGGCCCGCCAGGCGCAGGUCCAGGUGAGCUUCCUCACUGUGAACUACCAGUUCACAAUCCCAGCCGAGAGCGAGAACACCAUCGCCGCCGUCGCCGCCAUCGCCAUCGCCGUCGCCGCAGCAGCAGCCAAGGCCAAGACAUUGGCGGCAAUGGCGGCAAUUGCGGCAAUGACAGUGAAGCAGGCGCCGAUGACACCGAUGACGCCAAAGGUCAAGAAGAUGCCAAAGAGGCCGAGUCCAGUCCUGCCACUGCCAGUCCUCAAGGGCACAGUGGCAAUGGUAGUGGCGGCCGGUGCCGCCGCCGGUGCCGCCGCCGCCGCCGCCUCCACUGAGUGCCCCAAGGCUUCCAUGGCUUCCAAGGACUCCAAGGACGCCGCAGAAGAUGACGAUGAAGAUGAUCAGACCUGGGGGCAUUGGGGCAGAUGGACCAAGGCCUCCGAGGCCUCUGAGACUGAGGUGAGCAAGAGUGAGUGUGAGGUCAUUGAGGACGCUCUGGAGUCCCUGGAUGCCUGGAGCCUUGAUGCGAUGCAGGGGGUGUCCCAGGUUGACCAGGCUGCUCAGGCGCUGCCUGCUUUGGCGCCGAUGGCGCCGCCACCAGCGCCGGCGCCGGGGCCGCCGCAAAGGCAUGUGACUGACCCUCUCAGUGAGCAGCCUUUGAAGACAGGCAUUUGCUGGUUGUCACCUACAUGCGACAAGAAGACAUAUGCCAAGAGCAAGUUCUGCAGUGCCCACAAGAAGGAGGCAGAGGCGUUGAAGCGCGACGCAGAGAAGAGCGGCAAAAACGCCCUGCAGUUCUACUUGUCCCAAUGCUCGUCCCAGACGCUGUACUCCAAGAUGCUGAUUGAGUUCAUGGGUAGGUGCCAGAGCAGGGGGAAGGGCGCAGGUCGGGAGCGCUUCAACUGGGUUCAGUACCAGGAGACAUGCUACAGAUCCAGGGAGGUCAGGCGCGGCUCCAAGGACCAGAUGAGACUUGGCCACAUGUCACAGGUUUUCGCUCUCACCGGGGUCACGGGUCACCGGGAUGCUCUCAUGCUGAAUGAUGCUGCCUCAUGCUGCGGCUGCAUCAUGAUGUGCUACGAGCAGUGGAUGGAUGUCUCACAGGCAAAGCACAAGCGGUCCUGGGAAGAGAGCGACAGGAUGUGGACCGAGUUCUCCAACGACAGCGAACGCGAAAAGGACCAGAUGGGUCCGGAGUGCUCAAAACUCAGAAUUGAAUGCCCAGUGAAAGACUACAUCCUCCGAGAAGACGUGAGCGGGUAUUCCAAAGCUCGCGUUGCAGCCCACAAGCAAAUGAAAAACCCCAAGCAGGAGGACAUGGAGAAGGCUGACUCCACAGUUUGCACUUCUUUGCCCAGAUGGACUGAUUCGCAUUUUGCCAUCGGCAACAAAUCCGGGGCAACCAGCAACGGUUUCAUGCAUGGCGACCAGGCAGCGGCAGCGCCAAGCACUCCUAUGUGCGAAGCAAGUGCAGGGCUGGAUUCUUUGUUCACGCCAGAAAAGCAGGACUUGCCAGGGCUGCCAGAGAACAAGAAAAAGAAUAUCAAAGACAUCAGUCGAUACAGAACGAAAAAGUACGACGCAGUCAUGAAGACUUACAAGAGCUUGGACCUCAAGUGCGACAGCUUGCAUAAGCAGGUCUCGGACUUUUGCAGCUCCAAGGACAACACUGAUGAGUUCAAGCACUUCAUUGACCUGGCCAAGUUCAAGUUGGAGUUCAUGGGCCGCUUGUCAACCUCCAAGGACGCAGAGGAAUGGCGCAGCUACUUGGAGAGCCUUUCAGAGCAGGAGAAGGCGAUGCUUCCAGGCGACUUGUCCUUGCUGCACUGCCCUGCUGAGAUUGACGCUCAGGACACUAUGAUUGCCGCGCUGUUGGGCAAGAAUGAUGUUGAUGAGAUUGACCAAGCCCAUGUCAAGAUCACAGCAGCUUUGAAUCUUGUGGUCACCCAAGCUAAAGCAGUAAAGGGGGCUGUGAAUGAUUUGCUUGCUGCAAAGCGAAGCCGGGAGAAGGAGGUGGAAAGGCAGCAGCAGGCUGCCAAACGCAAGGCUGAACAAGCUGCUGUGAAAGAGGAGAGGAAGCGGCAGCGCCAGAACGAGGAGGACCGCGAGGCUAGCCUGUACGCAGAUGCCUUGGCCUUGACUACCAAUGCGCCUGAUGGCAUGCAUCCUUGCCUGGUGUCUGCGCCGCCAGUUCCCUGCAUGACAGCUGCGCUGAAAGCGGAGGUGGAAACCUUCAUGAGGAAGCUUUCGCCAUGGGUGACGCCAGACCUGAGCAACUUUGAUGAGGUUGCUGCAGAGCUCUCCUUGUUCGGCUGUGUUCAGGGAAUGUCGUUUGUUAGCUCUGAGUGGAACGGCAUGGGGCAAGUGAGGUACCUGCUGGAAGGGUCAAGGAAGGUGUUCGCAGCACCGUGCGGGUGGCUGGUUCAGGCAGCGCGCAAGGUCGGCAAGGAUGUGCAGACCGAGGAGCAACUAUACACAUGGUUUCGCCACUUGUCAGAGCAGCAUAUCACAGCCCUCAACGGAGUUGCCAACACGCCACAGAUUGUCAGCCUUGUCCAGGAUCAAGGCCAACUGGUAUACAUCCCUUCUGGGUGGAUUGUUGGAGACUUCACAGAGCAGGUCAGCAUUGGGCUUCGCUACGCAGCCCUUUCCAGCCAGGAUGUUGUGAGCGGCAACUUGGAGCAGUUGAUCAAUUUGAUCAGCGACGGCAAGAAGCAAAAGGGAACCAUGCAGAAGUUGCUCCAAGCAGCCAAAAACCAGCUUGCCAAGGAGAAGUCGGAGAAGGCGCCUGCCAAGGCUGCCAAGUCUGCCAAGUCGCCAGAAGUGCCAGAAGCAGCAGAGCCAAAGCCAGCUCCAGCAAAGCCAGCUCCAGCAAAGUCAAAGGUUGAGGAUGGGCCAGAGAGCUUGCGUGACAUUCUGAAUUGGGCAGAGCGAGCCGUGGACAUUGUGCUGAAGAAGCCGCAUGAAUCAGACCUUUUUCUGGCCAACAUGUCUCGCGGCAUUUGCAUUGGAACCAGCUACUCUGGCAUGAAGACUCCUGAAAUUGCCUUGGACCAGUUGCUGGCAGCAGCCAACCAAUUGCUGCCCUGGUUCGGCAAGCAGCCGCUUGGCCCCAAGCUUCAUUGUGCUUGGUCCUGCGACAACGGCAGUGGCCCGCUUGAAGUGGCCAGAGGCUGGAGCUCGGAGAGGUGGGCUGGCAAGGGCCACAUUUUUGGCGACUUGCAUGACCUGCUGUCAGAGUCAGCCUUGGCGGAAUUCCACAAGUUUCGCAAGUUCCAGGAGCAAGGCAUCCGGAAGGACUACGAGUUUGUGGGCAGCAUUGAGGAGUUCAAGGCUGAGCACAUGCGAAAGUGCGUCCUGGAUGGCAAUGUGUACUACGCAGCCCCAGAACACAUUCUGCAGGCAGAGCUGAACAGGCUGGCUCAUAACCGCAAGGUGGCCCAGGUUCCAGUGACUUCGAUUUCCACAUCAUGGACUCGCUUCUACCCUGCUGGCGCGCAGCUGCGGUUGAAGAAGGUUGGAGCCAUGCUCUGCUACCUUCUGAGCAAUGUCAAGCAACAGAUGAAGAAGCAGUUGGGGGGCGGGCGUUGUGCAGUGUCAGCUUCAAGCUUUUCCUUCAUCAGCGAGGGCAGUAACAACAUGACAGCGAGCCCGCCCAACAAGAUGGCAGAGCUCAGCAGGUUCGGCGAGUACAGCGACGCAGACAAGGGCCUUGCAAGAAACAGCCUUGCGAUGGUGGUGGCUGUCAUUGGGUUCCUGAAGCGCAGGCUGCAGUCUGCAGCUGUGUGGGGGUGGCUGACCUACUGGCAGGCAGCCCUGCUCGAAACAAUCUUCCAGCUGGAUGGCGCCAGCCAGGCCAGGGCCAGGGAUGUGAGGCCGGAGCCGCAGUACGAGCUCCCUGCAGUGGCGCUUGUUGAAGGGCCUCAGUCUGGCCCAAUCCCUUUGUUGCAGGAGCCUGCUGCCUUGCAGGAGUUCUACAUUGACACCAUCACCCUGGCCGACGAGCCGGGCAACGACUUCUUGGGUUUCUCCAUCAAUUUGAACACACGCUCCAUCCGGCACAAGCCCCCCGACUCACCGUCCCAGAUGGUGAUCCGCAGCUCUUUGGACUCGCGGAAGCAUCUUGCCAGACGGCUUGCAUAUCCCCAACGUGAAGUUCAGGACCUCGCCUGCAAACCCCAGUCGCGGCGACCUUGUGACCCCGCCGGAGCUCUUGUCGUCUCCAAUGGCAUCCGCUUUCGGGAAGAGUGCACCACCGACUGA